AUGGAUAUUUCUAACUUACCCCCUCACAUAAGACAACAAAUAUUAGGUUUAAUUAGUAAACCACAACAAAAUAAUGAUGAAAGUAGUAGCAGUAACAACAAAAACAAUUUAAUAAAUAAUGAAAAAGUUUCAAAUGUUCUAAUUGAUUUAACCAGUAAUUUAAAAAUAGAAAAUUUUAAAAUCUUCAACAAAGAAUCAUUAAAUCAAUUAGAAAAAAAAGGUUAUUUAAUAAUUGAUAAUUUUUUAAAUGAUUUAAAUAAAAUAAAUUUAAUUUAUGAUGAAUCAUACAAUCAAUUUAAAGAAAAUAAAUUAAUAGAAGCAGGUAUGAACAAAGGUACAGAUAAAUGGAAAGAUAAAUCAAUUAGAGGUGAUUAUAUUCAAUGGAUACAUAGAGAUUCAAAUAGUAGAAUUCAAGAUAAAGAUUUAUCAUCAACAAUUCGAAAUAUUAAUUAUUUAUUAGAUAAAUUAGAUUUAAUAAAAAAUGAAUUUGAUAAUGUUAUACCAAAUUUUAAUUCAAUUAAAACUCAAACACAAUUAGCAGUUUAUUUAAAUGGUGGUAGAUAUAUUAAACAUAGAGAUUCAUUUUAUUCCUCAGAAUCAUUAACAAUAUCAAGAAGAAUUACAAUGAUUUAUUAUGUUAAUAAAGAUUGGAAGAAAGGUGAUGGUGGAGAAUUAAGAUUAUAUACUAAUAAUCCAAAUAAUACAAAUCAAAAAGAAUUAAAACAGACUGAAGAAUUUAUAGAUAUUGAACCAAUAGCUGAUAGAUUAUUAAUAUUUUUAAGUCCAUUUUUAGAACAUGAAGUUUUACAAUGUAAUUUUGAACCAAGAAUUGCAAUUACAACUUGGAUUUAUUAA
Molecule: messenger RNA, 855 nt
Organism: Dictyostelium discoideum AX4
Lineage: Eukaryota; Evosea; Eumycetozoa; Dictyosteliales; Dictyosteliaceae
Gene: phyA
Product: prolyl 4-hydroxylase
Exons: 3
Coding region: 1-855 (284 amino acids)
Cellular component (GO): cytoplasm
Molecular function (GO): oxidoreductase activity, acting on paired donors, with incorporation or reduction of molecular oxygen; peptidyl-proline 4-dioxygenase activity; iron ion binding
Source: RefSeq, a predicted model, not a curated record